AUGUUACUAGUUGUCUUGAUUGCAUUUCAAUCCAUAUACCAUGUUUAUGGAAAUGAAACAAUCAACAAAUCACUGGGUUUGGAACACAAAGGGACUAUAAAAACCAUAGAGGGAGAUAAUGGUGACAUAAUUGAUUGUGUUGAUAUCUAUCAACAACCAGCAUUUGAUCAUCCUUUAAUAAAUGAUUUACAGAUGGAACCUAAUACUUAUCCUAUUGGAACCAAAAUGAAUUCAACCUUUGAGUUUGAUAUUCGUCAAGAUUGGAAUAAAAAUGAAGAAUGUCCAGAAGAAACAAUCCCUAUAAGAAGAAAUACAAACACAAGUUAUUACAAUGAUUACCAUAAGCAAACUUUUUCCAUGAUGGGAGAUCAACAAAACCAAAAUAUUCUUCAAAGAUCAAGUGGAGGACACGAGUAUGCUAUGGCUUUUGAUGAAGGUAGUUCUUACUAUGGUACACAAGCAGUAUUUAAUGUUUGGAACCCUCAUGUCGAAAGGAACGAAUUUAGUUCGUCUCAAGUGUGGAUCACUUCGUCGUCUCCAAGUAUCAAUACUAUUGAAGCAGGAUGGAUAGUUUAUCCAAGUAAAUUUGGUGAUACACAUACACACUUCUUCAUAUAUUGGACAGCAGAUAAUUACCAGAGGACAGGUUGCUUUGAUCUUGAUUGCCCCGGUUUUGUUCAAACAAAUAGACACUAUGCCAUUGGCACUACAAUAUCACCAUUUUCCACAUAUGGUGGCAAUUCACAAGAGAUAUCUGUUAACAUAUUCAAGGACAUACCCUCGGGAAAUUGGUGGCUUCAAGUUUCGGGUUACAUGGUAGGGUACUGGCCUAAAUCUAUUUUCACGGGCUUGGCAGAUCAUGCUACUGAUGUGAAAUGGGGUGGGGAGAUUUUGAAUUCGAGAACUCGUGGACAACAUACGACUACUCAAAUGGGUAGUGGUCAUUUCUUUGGUGAAGGAUAUCGUAAAUCAAGUUUCAUUCGCCAACUAAAAGUGGCUGAUGCCGGUUUAUUUCCCAGAGAACCGGGAUACUUGUCGAAAAUUGUGACUACUCCAUCGUGUUAUAAUUUGAAUUUCUGGAAGAAUCCACGAACUAUGAUGGGAACACAUGUUUAUUUUGGAGGUCCAGGUUUUUCUUCUAUAUGUAAAUAG
Messenger RNA from Impatiens glandulifera, 1152 nucleotides. RefSeq lists its product as uncharacterized. Bases 1 to 1152 code for a protein of 383 amino acids. The record is from RefSeq and is a predicted model, not a curated record. NCBI's taxonomy places the organism in Eukaryota, Viridiplantae, Streptophyta, Magnoliopsida, Ericales, Balsaminaceae. The transcript is spliced from 7 exons.